CACAGCGAGCAGUCAAGUCAGUGAGCGCGCUCGUGCAACCAUCAACAAGCUCCUAGCGCGAGAGACUCGACUCCGAGACUUACAAACAAUACAAUAACAACAUCAACAACAAACAACCAGCAACCAAGCAAUGCAGAAUUGAAAGGAGAAUUCAUUAAAAAAGAAAGACAAAAAAAGAAGAAGGUUGAUUUGAGUUAAGUUGAGUUGAGAGUUAGGGCAUCUUCUCUUCGACCAGGGGGACUUGGAUACAAAGAAUUACUCAAAGGAUUUUUUUUUGUGUGUGUGUGCUUUUUUUCUUUUCUUCUAUUUUUUGCUAUUACGUUUUUUUGACUGCAGACGAGCGCGAGAGCCUGGAGGAGACCGCGGGCGAGUUGGAGCCCGCGCGCAGUCGCCGACACGAGCCCCUUGAUUGAACUUGCUAUGACAGGUCAAUUAGCGGAGAAGCUCCCCCUUAACAUGAGCAGUUUAAUCAACGCCAUACCUGACAGCCUGUACCCCGAGGAGGACAUUCCCACUUCAUCUAUGAACAUCUUCACCAGCACGGACUCCGUCUCGCACUACUCGCAAAUGAACACAGAUAAUAUCAUGGACUUAGGAAUGGGAGGUGAGAAGAGCAACAAUGACCUCCCGUAUGCUUCCAGUAGUUUCCAGUCUAGUCGAAGUGGGCAAACAGUUACCUAUUUGGGAAAGUUUGCCUUCGACACCCCUCCUUCAGGAAGCAUUGGCGGCUCAGGUUGGUGCCCGGAUAACAACAUCAUCAGCCUGGUGAGUGCCGGCAUCCUUGGUGUGUCCCCGUCCCCUGGCAGCAUCACCACGCAGACGUCGUCAUCGGGCGGCAUGAGCGUCCAAUCGUCGGACAUUGACCAAGUGUACGCGCCCCCCCUUCCCGCCUACUCGGCCUGCAGUGACAUGUACCAGGAGCAGGUGGCGUUUCACCACAGCCCCGCAGCAUCAUCGUCACUGUCCUAUGCACCAUCCGAGUACCACAGUACUACCAAAGCCGUGGACGCCAGCCUGUUCUCCAUGAUCCCCGACUACAAUCUCUUCCAGCACCAAGGUGGCGCUGGUGAAGCGGGCGCUAUGGAACACAAGCCCUUCCAAAGCGUGGAGCCCCUCCGCGUAAACCCGCCACCCAUCACACCCCUCGAGACCAUUCGGGCAUUUAAGGACAAGCAGCAGUUGCAGCCGGGCUUCCUGGGCUCGCAGCAGCACCACGUUCCCCAGCACCACCACCACCACCAGGGCCAAACGCUCACCCUGAAACCCGUGCGCCCUCGCAAGUACCCGAACCGGCCUAGCAAGACGCCGGUGCACGAGCGCCCCCAUGCCUGCCCGGCCGAGCACUGCGACCGCCGUUUCUCGCGUUCUGACGAGCUCACGCGCCACCUGCGCAUCCACACAGGCCACAAGCCUUUCCAGUGCCGCAUCUGCAUGCGCUCCUUUAGCCGCAGUGACCACCUGACCACCCAUAUUCGUACACACACCGGCGAGAAGCCGUUUUCCUGCGACUUCUGCGGACGCAAGUUUGCCCGCAGCGACGAGCGCAAGCGGCAUGCCAAAGUGCACCUCAAGCACAAGGACAAAAAACCCACCGAGAAGGCGGGCAGCUCGAGCGCCACAGCGACCUCGGCAACUCGCUCGUCCCCACCCGGUUCCUGUGGGAGCGGCGGGGCCAGUGGGGCCAACGUCCUGACUGUUACCACAUGCGCAUAGGACCGAGACUGUCACUAGUGUUCGAGAAGAAUGGGGGACGAUGAAACUGAGCUUUUUCCUUUCUUCAGAAAGGCCUAGCUAUUGACUCUUACAAACUCUCCCUCCCUUCAUGCAUUAGUUUUUUGGUUACAAUGGUUUUUUUUGUUUUGUUUUGUUUCGUUUUUUUAUAUAAGGUGGUGUAAUCACGUUCACGUAUGCCCUUACCCAAGGGGUCGAGGGGGCACACUAGUGUUUCAUGGCAGGGAGAAUAGCAGAACGGGGUAGCAGCCGGUGGACAGUCAGGUCAUUCCAGGGAAAAAACAAAAAACAGGGCAAUUUUUCUUUUCUUUUCGGAAAAAGCAUUACAGGCUCAGGGAGUCCUCACUUCCGGCUCCAUGGACCCUUCACACUCCACUGAUAUUACCGUCUGGGUCCCAUUUCGAAAAAAUGUACUAGAGAAUACAAGCUAACCAACACUUGGCGUCGAUUAUUUUUUUACACCAUGUUUGUCGAUGGCUAAUCAAAAAUCUAUAUAUAUAUUUAAAAAAAAAUGCAAUUUAAUUUUAACUUUAUUAAUGUUUCGUUUGGGCUGCACUUGUCAUUUGUUUUUUGUUGUUUUUUUCUUUUAAAAAACACUGCCUGUACAUUAUUUAAUGAUUUUUUUUUUUACGGAAAUGUGCCAAAUCAGUCUCAAUCCUCCAGCCAAUUGAUUUUGUCUCGUCAUUCUCAUUGAGUGUCGCAGGGAUUGUUAUGGCGAAGUGACUGGACUGUGGAAGUUGCAGGGAAAGCCUCAAAUAUCAUCACCGUGAAAAGAAGAGUGUUUUUUUUUAGUCCACAUUAUUUGAAAUAUCUCAAAAUCCCAUCAGUACAAUUAAGAGGAUCUGGGAUGCCUGGUUGGUAAACAGUGACAGAUUGGCUGUACAAUAGCACGAAAAACCAAAACAACUAAAGCAAGCGUGCGUUUUGGCAUCCGAGCUCACUAAAUGCGGUUUACUUAUUAGCCUAAAAUGAAGAGAAAGUAUAAAAGUGUAAAGUACGUGACACGGAAAGGCCCGAAAGCCUUCCACGUGCUCUGUUUAAAGCUGAGAUUUGCAAUCGUCCUGCCAUUUCAUCGUUUUGAUAUGUUUUUAUUUUCCUCUGUAACAGUGACGGAUAUUUUUUAUUUCCUUUUCUGCACGUCGGUAGCGUGUCUGGACGAAGCACUGAAGCGAAAGGACAUUUCUGCGAGCAAUACGCGUGAGCCCGAAACCCUCGGGGUCACAGGGAGUCGAAAAAGAAAAAAAGAAAAAAAAACCGAUGUGAAAUGUGAAACGUUCGUGCUCAUGAUGAUAUUUCCGUUUCGUGUCGUCGUCGGUGCUGUAGCUGUUGUUUCAAUGAUGACUCAUCGAGUCGCCAUUGGUUUCUCUUUGCUACGUCUCGCGUUCUGUUUGUUCGGCACACGUUCGAACACACGCUCACAUACUCUCACACACACACACACACAGCCUAAACCAUUAAAAAAAAAAAAAAAGAACAGCCUUAACACACGGCUGAUCCGGGACACCGACAUCCUGACUGAAAUUCAGCCAUAUGCAUGCCAUCAGAGAUGCUUUUCGAUGAACGCCGUUCAGACGUUUCAUUAUUUUUUUUUGUUUAUUUUUUCGUUCAUUUCUGUAUGUUUUGUUCUAUUUUCUUUCUUCCUUUACAGCUCCCUUAAUGUUGUAUCCGUUGUUGUUGUUGUUGUUGUUUUUUCUUUCAUUUAUUUGUUCUUCCUCCUACAAGGAACUCCUGAGAGAUUCGGAUUAUCCGAGAGUCUUCUGUACAGUCGUCCAUCCAAACACACGGCUGCUCUGUGUUUUUCUACUACGAAUGUACAGGAAAAAGCAAUGCGCUUCAGUAUUACAGCGUGUGUCCAUGCGAAUAACACACAUACACACACACACACACACACACACGCAUGUACACACACACACACACACACACACACACAGACACACACACACGCACGCUCUCUCUCUCUAUCCUCCGCACUCCCAGAUCCCGCUGGAUGCAAAAGGGUGUGUUAAUGUACGUACAUUUCUGAAGACUGUGUACAUAAUGUAGAAUGUGUGUUUUUUUUUUUUUUAUGUAUGUGUGUGCGUUUAAAAAAGAAAAAAAAUACAAAAAAAAACGUUGUCCGACAGUGUCAAACCUGAUGCAUCCUACGUCCUGAAUUUAUUGUUUUUGUGCAUAAUAUACAAAGAUGGAGACACACUGAAUGAUGUGUUUAUUAAAGAAAUAAACCAUAAGGUUAUUUGGAACAAAAAGAA
Molecule: messenger RNA, 3980 nt
Organism: Silurus meridionalis
Lineage: Eukaryota; Metazoa; Chordata; Actinopteri; Siluriformes; Siluridae
Gene: egr3
Product: early growth response 3
Exons: 2
Coding region: 421-1713 (430 amino acids)
Biological process (GO): regulation of transcription by RNA polymerase II
Molecular function (GO): RNA polymerase II cis-regulatory region sequence-specific DNA binding; DNA-binding transcription factor activity, RNA polymerase II-specific
Source: RefSeq, a predicted model, not a curated record